This is a messenger RNA of Eruca vesicaria subsp. sativa (arugula), 1700 nucleotides long. The record is from the annotation of a GenBank genome assembly. Lineage: Eukaryota; Viridiplantae; Streptophyta; Magnoliopsida; Brassicales; Brassicaceae.
AAAAGACAAAACCGUUUCACUUUACUUUUCAAAGUCCGUCUUCUUGAUUCGUCAUCUUUCUCAAAGCUUCGAGACAGAUUCAUAACUUCUCAGUGUUUUCCUGUUAAUCUUCUCACUAUUUGAUUCUUCCUUUUUUUUUGCCUGUAAACUCGACACGUGGACUAUCCUCCACUUACUUAUCUUCAAGUAGCUACCCCGCUCUUUACCUGUUCCGGUGAACUAGCGAUGAGAUCUAGAGAUUUAGUUUUAGGAUCUUACAAGUAAAUUAAGAUUAUCAACUUUAGAUUUGUCUGAGUUUUAGGGCUAGUUGAUAGUGUGUCUAUAGUGUUCAAAGGAUGCAUACUAGGGUUGUACAGGUGGAAGAAGGUAAAGAUAAUGUAAUCUCGGUUAGGACAGGACAGUAUAAGGCAUUUAGACCGAAACUGCCACUUGUCCUAGGUCUUUUUCUUGCUUUCUCUGUUACUAUCUUCAUCAUUAGUGUCUCUACAAUUAACUACACUGGCCUACAAAGUGUAGUAACCACUGUCACUUCCACCUUUGUCCCAUGCCGUGAAGACGAGCCGAACAGUUUAAGUAAAUGGAUACAACCUCCUCCUGUUCUGAUACAUAACAUGACCGAUGAGGAGCUACUCUGGCGUGCCUCCUUCUGGCCUCGGAGAAAAGGAUAUCCGUUUAAAAGGGUUCCGAAGAUUGCGUUUAUGUUCUUGACUAAAUGUCCCUUGCCUCUUGCUUCGCUUUGGGAGAGGUUCUUGAAGGGUCAUGAGGGUCUUUACUCUGUUUACGUUCAUCCUGAUCCGUCUUUUACAUCCAAGUUUCCAGCUGAUUCUGUUUUCCACCAGAGGCAGAUACCAAGUCAGGUUGCACAAUGGGGGAGAAUGAACAUGUGCGAUGCAGAGAAGCGGCUUCUCGCAAACGCGCUUCUCGACAUCUCCAACGAAUGGUUUGUUCUAGUCUCAGAGUCAUGCAUCCCACUCUACAACUUCACAACAAUCUACACCUACUUAAGCCAAUCAAAACACAGCUUCAUGGGUGCUGAUGACGUCCCUGGACCCUUCGGUCAAGGCCGCUACAACGAAAACAUGGAACCUGAAGUUCCCAUCACCAAAUGGCGAAAAGGGUCUCAAUGGUUUGAGGUAGACCGUGACCUGGCAGUUACCAUAGUCAAAGACACAUUGUAUUACCCGAAAUUCAGAGAGUUUUGUAGACCUGCUUGCUAUUCAGACGAGCAUUAUUUCCCUACUAUGCUGACUAUUGAGAAACCAAUGGCGUUGGCUAACCGGAGCGUGACGUGGACGGACUGGUCUAGAGGGGGACCCCACCCGGCUACGUUCGGGGAAUCAGAUGUUACUGAGAGCUUCUUUCAAAAGAUAUUUGAUGGUGUGAGUUGCAGUUACAAUGGUCGUAACACUUCUAUGUGUUAUCUCUUUGCUAGGAAGUUUGCUCCUAGUGCUUUAGGGCCUUUGCUUCACAUUGCUCCCAAGAUUCUGGGAUAUUAGAGAUUUUAAUUCUAUAUCAUUUUGUUUCUGUUGUUUUUAUACAAGUUUGGAAGUUAAGCAUGAUGCUUAAGUCAGAUAAGAAACUAAAAGUUUGAUAUAGGACAAAGACUGAUAAGGCUCUCGUCUCCUUGUGAUUCUUUGAAGUUAGUAGUAUUUUGCUUACCGACCAAAGUUUUUGGGUUGAAAGUGAAUACUUAAUACCUG